Messenger RNA from Rubroshorea leprosula, 2647 nucleotides. The record is from the annotation of a GenBank genome assembly. NCBI's taxonomy places the organism in Eukaryota, Viridiplantae, Streptophyta, Magnoliopsida, Malvales, Dipterocarpaceae.
UCUUUCUCUCUCUCUCUCUGAUCUAUUUGGAGUCAGUUUUUUUGACCAAAGCUAACGCUCUCUUUCAAUGCAGUUGAACAAAUCGAAUUAAUUCAUCUUACAGUGCAAUUUUUUUAGAAAUUUUCGGAGAAAAAUAAAUCUCGGAAUUUUUUUUUUUUUGAGGAAUUAGGAUUUGGGUGGAAGGAGGGGAAGGGAGGUGGUUUUCCGAUUUAAUCUGGUGUUGUAGUUUCAUUUCCGCUAGGGUUUUCUCAGAAAUGAAGUCUUCUCUUGGUAAGCUUCGAAGAUUUGCGCUUCCUCACAAGAACGAUGCUAGAGACAAGAGAGACUAUCUUCCCUCCGCUCGCUUGGAUGAGCUUGCCGACGCUACUCAGAACAUUCAGGACAUGAGAAAUUGCUAUGAUAGCUUGCUUUCUGCUGCUGCUCUGACAGCAAACUGUGCAUAUGAAUUCUCAGAAUCAUUGCGAGAAAUGGGUUCUUGUCUUCUCGAAAAAACAGCUUUGCUAUCCGACCCAGAAACUUGUAAAGUUUUGUUAAUGUUGGGGAAAGUGCAGUUUGAACUCCACAAACUUAUGGAUAACUAUCGCCAUCAUAUAGUGCUGACAAUUACGAACCCAUCAGAAUCACUUCUUAAUGAACUUAGGACCGUUGAGGACAUGAAACGGCAAUGUGAUGAAAAAAGAAAUGUAUAUGAAUACAUGAUGGCACAACAAAAAGAGAAAGGAAGGUCAAAAAGUGGGAAAGGUGAGACUGUCACUUCACAGCAGUUACAAACAGCUCAUGAUGAAUAUAAUGAAGAGGCAACCCUAUGUGUUUUCCGGUUGAAAUCUCUUAAGGAAGGUCAGUCAAGAAGCCUUCUAACACAAGCAGCUCGCCACCAUGCGGCUCAGUUGAAUUUCUUUCUGAAAGGACUUAAAUCACUUGAGGCCCUUGAGCCGCAUGUUAAGAUGAUUACUGAAAAGCAACACAUUGAUUACCAAUUCUCUGGCCUUGAAGAUGAUGAUGGGGAAGAUGGUGAAAAUAGCUAUGAUACUAAUGAAGAUGGAGAAUUGAGCUUUGACUAUAGAGUUAAUGAAAAAGGGUUUGAUGUGACUUCUGAGUCAAGGAAUCCAAUGGAGGUAGAUGAAGAGGGCAUUUCAUUUCCCAUAGCUUCAAAGACAGAAAAUGCAGAGGUAAGCCUGGAUAAGAGCCAAGGAGAACUACAAGUCUUAGGUAGGGAACACAGACCCAGCAGCUAUUCAGCCCCCAUAUUUCCUGAAAGGAAAUUUGAUCCAGCUGAAAGAGUUAAAGAAAUGCUUCCGUCAUCUGCUAGGAAGUCUCACACGUAUGUGCUGCCCACACCAAACGAUUCAAAGAGCACAAUGUCUUCAAGAACAAUUAGUUCAGUUUCCCAUACAAGACCAGCAAACCUCUCUGGGCAUAGCCACAAUCUGUGGCAUUCUUCUCCACUGGAACAGAAGAAGCAUGAGAAAGAUUCUCGUGAUGGUCAACAAGCAGAGCUAACCACCUUCAAAGCUCAGUCUGUAUCCAAAGAGAGUGACAGCAGUAAUGCCUCCAUGCAACUGCCUCUUCCAUUGGCAGAGGUACGUUUGCCACCACAGCAGGAUACAUCCAGUACUUCUGAUGCAAAAAAGAUUAAAAGGAAAGCUGUUUCAGGUCCAUUAACUGGUAAACAAUCCCCAUCAAAGCCAGUUUUAUCAGCAAGUGGUCCCAUAACCUCUGCUGAACUUCCCCAGUUGGCUUCUGGAAUACUUUCCCAUUUGCCAAAUCCUCAACAUUUAUCAUCUCCAAUUGCAUCCCCAACUGCUUCACCUCCCCUUGUCUCAUCACCUAGAAUAAAUGAGCUUCAUGAGCUUCCACGGCCUCCUGUUAGUUCAGCUGCAAAAUCAGCAAAAUCUCCUGGUUUGCUUGGUCAUUCUGCUCCAUUGGGUUUAAGAAGUCCAGAGCCUUCCACGACAAAUAGUAGUUAUUCAGUGUCAUCAAGUGCAGCAUCUCCUCUUCCAAUUCCACCACUAAGUGUCCCUCGGAGUUUCUCCAUACCUUCUCGCAAUCAAAGAGCGAUGGCGUUACAUGUUUCCAGGCUUUUGGAGUGUUCUCAGAUUCCAGACAAGGAUGCAGACUUUGCAUCGCCACCAUUGACUCCAAUCUCCCUUGCAAACAUUAAACCAGUGUCAACCAUUGCUGAAGUGGAAUCCCAAUCCAGCAAUAUCAGAGGAGAUUGAAACACCCCUCUAUUGCUUCAUAAACAAGAUAAUAAACUUGGCACCUUUUGUUUUUGGUAGGAUAAAGGUUUGUUUUACCUUUUUUUUUUUUUGGCACCUGAAUGCACAGGAAUGGUGAGGUAGUUGUGAAAUGAUCUUUUUCCUUGUACUUGUGGUUGUUAGAUGAAAUGUCUUGACCGGCUGCAGGUGGGAAUUGAAAAAUUGAUUGCGUUCCCUGGUCAAAUUUUUGAGUUCCAGUUUUCCACAUGUAGGAGCAAGUUUGUACAUAUUUUCUUUAGUGUAUUGAUUAUUUUCUCAUCUAAAUCUUUGUUAAUUGCUCAUUUUAAGACAGCUAUGAUGAGAAUUAUUGAACUCUAUUGAAUCCAAGGCCAGUCUUUAUGAUAUAACGCUGUAUAUCUUCCCAUGAAGAAUAAUCUAUAUUCUUUGCC